Messenger RNA from Perca flavescens (yellow perch), 5349 nucleotides. RefSeq names its product ankyrin repeat and sterile alpha motif domain containing 1Aa (gene anks1aa). Gene Ontology annotation, molecular function: ephrin receptor binding. The record is from RefSeq and is a predicted model, not a curated record. Lineage: Eukaryota; Metazoa; Chordata; Actinopteri; Perciformes; Percidae. The transcript has 29 exons. The coding region runs from base 394 to 4011 and encodes 1205 amino acids. Gene Ontology annotation, biological process: ephrin receptor signaling pathway. Gene Ontology annotation, cellular component: cytosol.
UAUUCAGCAGCUAGGGCGGAGGUGCUAGGGGGGUAUGUGUGUGUUUCUGAAGCGUUUUGGAUUGGAGAUGCAGAGAGAAAGGGCAGUUUCGAGGAAGUGACGGACGAGGCUCAGGGGACUGGUCAGAGGAAGUUUGCUUGAUGGUGGUACCGUGCUGCUGAACCAAACUUUUCCCCCUUGAACACCAGCGGCACAGUGGAUCGGGGACGGACGGAUCCAGCGGCGGUGGGAGCUAUUGUUUGCUCGCCACACGAGCAGUACUGAGGAAUAACUUGAGGUCGGGAGAAAAAACAAAAAAACGGGAAUCGCAGUGGAAUUUCACUCCCGCAACCAAGCCCCCCCUUUUUCUUCUCUUCCCCGCGACUCCUCCGGGUUUUUUUUCUGGGAUUCGCGAUGGGGAAGGAGCAGGAACUUCUUGAAGCGGCGCGGACGGGGAACCUGGCCGCCGUGGAGAAGCUUUUAUCCGGGAAGCGACAGUCCGCUGGCACCGGCAGCGGUUUGUAUGGUACCGGUGGAAGCGGCAACAGCGGCGGGCACGGCGCCUCCUCUCAUCCGCUCUCCAGUCUGCUCAGUAUCUGGAGAGGCCCCAAUGUGAAUUGUGUGGACAGCACUGGAUACUCCCCUCUCCACCACGCCGCCCUAAAUGGACACAGCGAGGUGGUGGAGGCGCUGCUACGAAACGAGGCCUUGACUAACAUCGCCGACAACAAGGGCUGCUACCCUCUCCAUCUGGCCGCAUGGAAGGGAGAUGAACAUAUCGUCAAACUGCUCAUUCACCAAGGGCCUUCGCACCCCAAACUCAACGAGCAGAGCUCUGUAGACCAUAAAGAGUUCAAACGCUGUGGGCCCUUUGACCCCUAUAUUAAUGCCAAGAACAAUGACAACGAGACGCCGCUGCACUGUGCUGCUCAGUAUGGCCACACCCGGGUGGUGCGGCUGCUGCUGGAGGAGCUGACCGACCCCACCAUGAGGAACAACAAGUUUGAGACUCCACUGGACCUGGCCGCGCUGUAUGGCCGCCUGGAAGUAGUCAAGCUGCUGCUCUGUGCCCACCCCAACCUGCUCAGCUGCAACACCAAGAAACACACGCCGCUGCAUCUGGCCUCUCGGAACGGACACCUGUCUGUGGUGGAGGUGCUGCUGGACGCCGGCAUGGACAUCAACUACGAGACGGAGAAAGGCAGUGCUCUCCACGAAGCAGCCUUGUAUGGGAAGACGGAUGUGGUACAGAGACUUCUCAGUGCAGGUAUCGAUGUGAACAUCGUCGACAUGAAGGGCAAGACAGCGCAGGACACUGUUAAGGCCAUGCCCUCCCAGAAAAGCAGAGAGAUAGCUGCUUUGAUCCAAGGUCACAUGGCUGGAAUAGCCCCUGUCAUAGACCUCCCCCCUCCACCAAUCCCUCCACCUCAGGAGAGUCCCAGCCCACGUAAAAAGGGUGACAUGGAGAAGGUCAGUGAGCUGAUCUCGGGGCUGGCCCCGAGGCCCGAGGAGGAGAGCCCCUACGAGGCUCUGUUUGAAGCCACCUCCUGUCACUCUCUGGACAGCCUCACCAGCGGCAAGUCCUCUGACCGAGACUCUGGACGGCCGGACAGUGAAGCUGGCAAGAAAGAACGCCCGGUCCACUCAUCGCAUCCUGGUCCUGGUCAUGAAGAAGAAGUGAGCUCCGAGGCCCUGUAUACUAAUAGCAGUAUUGAUGAGAGAGGCGAGCCAGUGGAGGAGGAGGAUCACACGUAUGAGUUGUUGCUGACUGCACAGACCAAACACCCACCGCCCAGCCAGGAGUCCCAAUCCAAUAAAGAUGAGAACACCACUAUACAGUCCUCCACCAGUGCCCUACCUCAGCGUAAACCCACUGCCCCAAGCGACCUCAGAGCCCCAAGCAGGACGAAAGACACCCUGCACCCUCCUGGACGGGUGAGCCCACGGGCACCAGGAGAUAACUCGCAGCUCAGCCAGGAUCAGGGAGCAGGUGUCCCGGAGGUGUUCACUGGCCUGCUGCACGGAUCCUCCCCCGUCUUCGACAGCCGCGAGGAACCCUUCAGGCUUCCAGGUGUUGCGCCAUCCAGCCAGGUCCAGUCGGAAUCAAGAAAAACUGCCAAAGUAAAAGAGGAAGUAGCAGCAGCGGCACCGCCACCUAGCCGCCCCAGUAUGGCCGCCAUCCUGACAGACUGUGAUCCAAAAGCAAUUUAUGCAACUGUGAACAAGGAGCCCAGGGACUUGGGGACUGGGGCAGUGUGUGCCGUUCGGAUGCGCCCUCCUGGGGACCUGAAACUGGCACGCAGCCUCUCCAAGUCUGACUCCGACUUGCUGGUGUCGCCCCCUAGUGAGGAGGACGGGGGGUUGGGAAACCGAAGCGAGUCUGUUUCUAACUGUAGCACUGGCAAGAAGAGGCUUGAGAAAUCGCCCUCUUUCACCUCAGAAUGGGACGAGAAACGGACGACUUCUCCCGCCACAAAACAGCGAAGAUCUAAUUCCUUUGACAGCAUCGAGAAGAUCAUGACACUGAUUGGUGCCGGCAUCGAUUUUUCCAGAGAUCAGCAAUAUGCUACACCAGCAGGUGCUGCCGGCCGGCUGCUGGACCAGCCCGUGGGAGACUGGCUGGAGCACGUGGGGCUGCCGCAGUACGAGAGCAAACUCCUCCUCAACGGUUUCGACGACCUGCACUACAUGGGGACCAAUGUAAUGGAGGACCAGGACUUGAGAGAGAUUGGGAUCACAGACCCAAGCCACAGAAAGAAGAUCCUGCAUGCAGCACGUUCAUUACCCAAGGUGAAAGUGCUGGGCUGUGACGGAAGCAGCUCCCUCUCCUCUUGGCUGGAGAACCUGGGCCUGCACGAGUACUUGCACAACUUCCUGACCAGCGGCUACCGCACUCUGGACUGUGUGAAAAACCUGUGGGAACUGGAGAUUGUCAAUGUGCUAAAGAUCUCCCUACUUGGGCACAGGAAACGCAUCAUUGCUUCCUUAGCGGAGAGGCCCUAUGAGGAACCUCCAGUCAAGCCUCCUCGUUUGUCUCAGAUCAGGUGCCAAGACCUGCCUGGAUCCCAGACCUCGUCCCCCCUCAAUCCGAUGGAGUCCUACACAGGACGCUCAAUGGACCCUCUGCUGCCAAUAGUAGAGCCAGGGAGGAAAAAAGUCCAAGAUACUGACUAUGACGUUACCCAAAGAUAUCGCAGUGAACGACACAGACCACACGAACGGUAUGAAGAACGGCAUCGAGAGCCCCGUCUGACCCUGAGGCCUCCAAGUCUGGCAGCACCCUACACCCCGGUCCAGAACUGGCAUCAUCAACCUGAGAAACUUAUCUUUGAAUCCUGCGCCUACGAAGCCAGUUACCUCGGUUCGAUGCUUAUUAAGGAUCUAAGAGGUACCGAGUCCACGCAGGAUGCCUGUGCCAAAAUGCGGAAGUCGACGGAACAAAUGCGAAAAGUCCCUACCAUCGUCCUCUCGAUCACCUACAAGGGUGUGAAGUUCAUCGAUGCAGCCAAUAAGAACAUCAUCGCAGAGCACGAGAUCCGUAAUAUUUCGUGUGCAGCGCAGGACCCAGAGGACUUGUGCACAUUUGCCUACAUCACCAAGGACCUGCAGACCAGCCACCACUACUGCCAUGUGUUCAGCACAGUAGACGUGAAUCUGACCUAUGAGAUUAUACUGACGCUCGGCCAAGCGUUUGAGGUAGCCUAUCAGCUGGCUCUGCAGGCCCAGAGGACCAAACGGCACCAGAACCUCCCAGUGGGACCCGGUUCAGAGGUCAUUGAAACCAAGUCCAGCAGACCUGUACCCAAACCGCGAGGCAGCGUACGGAAGUCGUCGGACUCUCCUCCUCUCGACAGUCGUUGCUGUUACCGUUAUACCUGCACCACCCAUAGUCCGUCCUUCCUACCGCUGCACUCUGCCACCCCUGCCGCCCAGGGGGAGAUCGUGGAGCAGGAGGGGGAUUCUCAGUCCCAGAGCAGCGCCACGUGGCUCGUGGACCCCAAGGAAUCCAAGCGCACUAUCAGCACUAACUGAACACUGUGGCCACUCCCACCCAGUAAGAAAGGACAGGAAUGAGCCCUGUUGCAUGGUGGGUAGGAUGUUUAGUGACCCACUUUGCAUGCAGCAGAAUCACAUCACCAGUUGGAUCAACCUAACCACAGUAACACACGAGCCUGGAGACAAACAGACGUAGCUUUCAACACUACAUGGGCCACCGUUAAGUAAAGUAAUGCUUGCCCCAGAGUCAGAUGUAUUUGUUGUGCUUUAUGCAUUUCCUGAGAAAUGAAUCGUUGCCUCGUAACACCAAUCAGGCCUCCCUCAUAGAGGGUUAGUGUUUACACUUUGAGGAAAUGUACCUACGAUGUCACAGUGCAGAACCUGUAGUUUAAGGGGAAGUGACUGAGAUGAGGAACAUUACUGUUAUGGUACAAAGGUACAAAUGAUCAGACCGAGAUCUCGCACUGUAUGGACACACUCAUUCCUGGAUUAUUCGUCCUGUAUCCACACAUUUGUAGCGUCUCUACAUGACCAUCAGCUUGUCAUCCACAACAUACAUGUGUAACUGUAAUAAACAAUGUAAUCUUGCAGGGGAGGAGCUCUAACCAAACUCAAAAGGGCAGAGGAACUGACAUUACAAAAAUUCUUUUAUAAUAGUAAUAAUAAUAAUAAUAUAACGGGGUGGUUUUUAUUUGAUUUGAAAGUUUUUGCUGUAUGUUUUAAUUGUUUUUAGGACGAUGUGUCCUAACGCUGGAACUGGAUCAGGUGUGGUUCACUGCAGCUCUCUCUCUUUCCCUGCUCCUUUUGUUCAGUUAAUCUAGACGAGAAUAUUAACCAAACCUGCCAUGCAGGCUGGUAUGUCUUUAGAUAUUAGCUGCAGAACAGAACAAUAAGGCACACAGCAUGCUUCUCUUAGCUAACUCCCAGUAUGUUGACCGUUAAUGGUACUCUUUGGUCAGCCGAUGUGUAUAUGGGUAGUCUGGUUGUUUUGAUUUAACUGUUGUAUAUGUGGUACGUUGUCAGGCCAGUACGAUAACUCUAUGGUACACUGUCUUCAGCUCGCUGGUGUCGGCACCUUCGGCCAUCAGCCUGGUCCCGUUCUGCUUUUGCACAUUGGUAAGAAUCAGGAGAGAUAUUUAGGGACUAAUCUGAUGACAACAAUGAUGAGAAUGAUAUUGUACAUGAAUCUAGCGGUCUGUAUUUUGAUACUUGAAUGAUUUUUGCUUUUAUAGAUAUAUAUAUAUAUAUAUAUAUAUGUAUAUGUAUGUAUGUACGUAUGUAAUUUUUGACGUUUGUCAAAAGAGAGAAAAGGACUAUGUCUUAUAAAGUUAAACAUAUCGUGAAUAAAUACCCUGUGAUUUAAAAAAAAAAAAA